AUGGAUGAACCGCAUCAUCGUCGUCAUCGUCGUCGCCGUCUUCGUCGUCAUCACCACCACUGCAAACGCAGCGCCGCUGUUGUGCAAGCCCCUCCCGUGCACCCGGCGCUUCCCGCCGGACCACGACGUACCAAGUCGCCGCCGAAGCCACCGCUCAAGCCACCCGCCAAACCAACGGCCGUACCACCGGCCAAGUCGCCAGCGAGGCAGCCGCCGCCCGUUGUGACUCAGCAACCUGCCGCUGUAGCGCUGCCACCUCCGGUACCCGCUCAGCCAAACGUCAAGCAGCCGGACGCUGUUCCACGGAUGGCCCAGCACGAAGUGUCCGAAGGGGUGAACCUCACGGCUCGGCCGAGCAUGACGCCAGAGAAGUGGCCGGCCUUCGGCGACGUACCGGUGCAGCUCACGUGUCCGCAGUGCCACCGCCGGGUCACGACCAGGCUUGAGCUCAAGAUCGGAUGCUUCGCGAUGUCCAUGGCCUGCGUCACCUGCUUUGUGUUCUGCCCGUGCUGCUUCUGGGUGCCCCUGUACAUGGACUACUUCAAGGACGUGUCCCACGUGUGCCCGCAUUGCAACGCCAUGCUGUACGAGAGGAAGAGGUGCUGAAGGCGCAAAGGAGCUCCUGCGAGGAGUGCCACUUUGUUCCACAGCUGUCUUCCCGUUUCUUUUAGAAGCUUACGUCGUUUGGAAAACAGGCGCAUAUACGCUAA
Messenger RNA from Dermacentor albipictus, 710 nucleotides. RefSeq names its product cell death-inducing p53-target protein 1-like. NCBI's taxonomy places the organism in Eukaryota, Metazoa, Arthropoda, Arachnida, Ixodida, Ixodidae. Gene Ontology annotation, molecular function: zinc ion binding. The record is from RefSeq and is a predicted model, not a curated record.